Aplosporella prunicola CBS 121167 is the source of this 426-nucleotide messenger RNA. RefSeq lists its product as uncharacterized. Bases 1 to 426 code for a protein of 141 amino acids. The record is from RefSeq and is a predicted model, not a curated record. NCBI's taxonomy places the organism in Eukaryota, Fungi, Ascomycota, Dothideomycetes, Botryosphaeriales, Aplosporellaceae. The transcript has 2 exons.
AUGGCGCCCUCCAGAGCAGCAGCAUCAGCAGUGGCAGCAGCACUCACCCGCCUCGCGCCGCGGCUGCCAUCGUCCGUUGGAGUCCGCUUCCGUCCUGCCGCUGCUGCGGUCGGCUUUGCGGACGUAGCUGGCAGACGCGCUUUCGGCUCCUCGCGCGCGCUGAGGGACGAGGUCGAGGCGCCGGAUUUCCUCGACGAGGGCGAGCUGCAUGUUUUCAAUAAAGUGAAGGCGGCGCUGGAGCCCGUGAGGCUGAAUGUCCAGGAUAUCUCGGGCGGCUGCGGCUCCAUGUACGGCAUUGAGAUCGAGUCGGCCAGGUUCCGCGGCAUGACGGUCAUCAAGCAGCAUAAGCUGGUGAACGAGAUCCUGAAGGACGAGAUCAAGAACUGGCAUGGGGUGCAGUUGCGGACGAAGGCGGCGCCGGCCUAG